AUGAAGUUAUCUCCCAUCACAGUGUUUAUGUUCAAAGAUUCAGAGGGUUUCGCCUCUGCUAUCUCACAAUCUCUUCACCCUAACCCUUCUUCCUCCUUCACCCGCCUAGAGGAAUCGUUUGAACUCUCUUUGGAGGGUUAUGGAAUCAAGGACAAUAAAGCGUCAGGGAAUGUUCUUCACUAUGUUGAUAAUCACGGCAUUUACAAGGUGUCAGUUGUGAUUAUGCAGCAUUAUGAGCCGCCAGUACUAGCAUGCGCUCUUAAUGAGGUCCUUAAUGAAAUUUUCAGAGGCGAUUCAUCUAAGAAGCCAACACUUUUGGUACCCUUUUUGGUGGAGUCAUCCAAAGUUAAAGGGAACAAUAAAUCCAUAAGAUCAGAUGAAAGCAGACCCCUAACUUAUGGCAUACAGAUUGGUCAAAUUACAGACAUAAUGCAGACCUUACUAAAGAAAACCCAGGAACCACCAUCUUCAUUGCGGAUUCAGCAUGAAAUUUUUGCAUGUUUUCUUCACUUUGUUCGUGUAAUGAACUUACCUACCUUUUUUCUAAUUGGACAAACUAGUCAAUAUUUGGACAAUAAAUCUACAAAACAGCAUGAGGCAAUUUGUGAAAUAGGUGAGAUUUUGGCUAGCAGUACAGGUCUGCAGUUUUCAGAAGACAAAGUGAUAUGGAAUCCAAAAAAGACAUCAAAAGAGAUCAAGGAGCCAUGGCGUGAUUUAUAUGGUUGA
This is a messenger RNA of Vicia faba (fava bean), 726 nucleotides long. The record is from the annotation of a GenBank genome assembly. Lineage: Eukaryota; Viridiplantae; Streptophyta; Magnoliopsida; Fabales; Fabaceae.